AUGAUGCAGUUGUGUGUGCACUGGCUGGUUUUGCUGUUUGGCCUGCAGUUUGUUUUGGCUCAGCUGGAAGAUCUUGAUGACAAUGUUGCAGAAGAGAAGAGACAUGGAAGAAACAAAAAUAAACCUGUCACCUCUAAUAUCAUCCCAAAAAACAAUGAUGACGACUGUAAUUUGGAGUUGGCAUUUUUAUUGGACAGUUCAGAGAGUGCGAAAGACAACCAUGCCCAAGAGAAGCGAUUCGUUAAUGAACUUGUUGACCGGAUCCAAAACAUUCGUAUCCAAACCGGGCAGGGCCUGAACUUCAGAACAGCCCUCCUGCAAUACAGCAGUCAUGUGAUCACAGAGCAGUCCUUCAAAGAUUGGAGGGGUGUGCCCACCUUCCAAGACCGCAUCACACCCAUUCCGUACAUCGGGCAUGGAACUUACACCACCUAUGCCAUCACCAACCUCACCCGCAUCUACCUGGAUGAAUCUGGCCCUGGCACCAUGAAGGUGGCCAUCCUGCUGUACGACGGCGAGUCUCAUCCCAAGAAUCCCGAUAUAUUCUCUGCUUUAUCUGAUGCCAAGAACCAAGGGAUUAAAUUCUUUACAGUAGGUUUCACACCUGCUGCUAAAGUGGAACAGCUGCGCCUACUGGCGAGCCCUCCAGCCACUCGCUACGUACACAACCUACAGGACAAAGGAGUUGUGGACAAGAUUGUUAACGAGAUUACUGAGGUGGCCAAUGAAGUGUGUCCGCUUUCCCCAAAAUGCACAUGUGAGAAAGGAGAGAGAGGACCCAGUGGACCCGCUGGUAAAAAGGGUCGACCUGGAGAUGAUGGAAGUCCAGGAUCCAAAGGGCAAAAGGGCGAGAGCGGUUUCAGUGGACUUCCCGGAAGAGAGGGGAUGGAGGGGAAACCGGGAUACAAAGGAGAGAAGGGUGAGAGAGGAGAGUGUGGAACUCCAGGAAUCAAAGGAGACAGAGGUCCUGAGGGUCCGGUUGGCAUCAGAGGAAGUCGAGGACUGCAGGGUUUGCCUGGACCAAAUGGGGACACUGGACCUGAGGGCCCGCCAGGCAAAAAAGGCGAGAGAGGCUUUCCCGGGCCACCAGGAAUCCAGGGAGAGACUGGGAUUGGAUUUCCUGGACCAAAGGGAGAUGUGGGGUUCCAAGGCAGAAUGGGUCCUCCCGGGCCUCCUGGGCUUGGCGAGCCAGGCCUGCCGGGGCCACAGGGGCCGCAAGGUCUGCUGGGAGAGAAGGGCCCUCCAGGAGAGGGUUUACCAGGGCCAAAGGGAGAGAGGGGUCUGGAGGGGCCAAAGGGACCAAGAGGGCCAAUAGGUCCAGGCCUUAAAGGAGACAAGGGUGAUUUUGGUCCUUCUGGGCUUCCAGGACCAAUGGGGCUUCCUGGCGCAGGAGUCCAAGGAGAGAAGGGUGUGGAAGGACCACGUGGACCCCCAGGAAGCAGAGGCCCACCGGGUGAGGGCUACCCUGGACCAAAGGGUGAUCAAGGUUUACCAGGUGAAAUUGGUGCAGUAGGAGAGAGAGGAGCUGGAGAACCUGGACCCAAAGGAGAGCCUGGGGCUUCAGGGUUAUCAGGGUUACCAGGUUUACCUGGAGAGGAUGGAGCACCAGGACAGAAGGGAGAGCCAGGGGCCCCUGGGUUGAGGGGCCCUGAAGGAGCAGCAGGAAUGGGCAUCCAGGGUGAAAAAGGUGAUCAGGGUCAGCGGGGAAUCCGUGGAUUGGCAGGGCCACCAGGAAUAGCUGGGCCCUCAGGGUCAAAGGGUGAGCCUGGCACACCAGGGCGACAGGGUUUACCUGGAUUACAGGGACGUGCAAUAACUGGACCAAAAGGUGAUGUGGGGCCACCAGGUCCGUCCGGGCCAGUAGGGGAGACAGGAUAUGGACUUCCUGGACCAAAGGGUGAUCGUGGCAACCCAGGUCCUCCUGGUAUGAGUGGUCCAAAAGGGGAUGGAUAUCCUGGUCCUGUAGGGCCUCCUGGUCUUCCUGGUCUUCAAGGGGAACCUGGACAAGAGGGAAUAGGAAUACCAGGACCAAAGGGUGAUGUUGGCUUCAGAGGUUUGCCAGGCCCAGCAGGACCUCCAGGAGAAGGACUACAAGGACCACCUGGUACAAUGGGAAGACCAGGACCUCCUGGGCCUACUGGGCCACCUGGACAAGGCUUACAGGGUCCAAAGGGUGAUCAGGGGUUACAGGGCGUGACAGGGCCAAGGGGACAACCUGGAGAAGGAAUCUCAGGGGCAAAGGGUGAUCGUGGAGCUCAGGGCGAGAGAGGGAUAAAAGGGGUCAAAGGUGAUAUGGGAGAUCAUGGAGUUCCUGGACAAACAGGUAGACCGGGAAUGAAAGGAGAGUCAGGACUAACGAGGGACGAGAUAAUCCGAAUGAUCAGGGAGAUUUGUGGCUGUGGAGUCAAAUGUAAAGAAAGCCCAAUGGAGCUUGUGUUUGUGAUUGACAGCUCAGAGAGUGUUGGACCUGAGAACUUUGAGAUCAUAAAGGACUUUAUGGCCGCGCUAGUCGACAGACUCACCGUGGGGCGUAAUGCCACUCGAGUCGGCCUUGUUUUGUACAGCCUUGAGGUUCAGCUCGAGUUUAACCUCGCUCGCUACAUGACCAAACAAGAUGUAAAACAAGCAAUACGCAGGAUUUCCUACAUCGGCGAAGGCACGUACACCGGCUCUGCCAUCCGCAAAGCAACUCAGGAAGUGUUCUACAGCGCGAGGACAGGGGUUAGGAAGGUGGCCAUUGUCAUCACAGAUGGACAAACGGAUAAACGGGAACCAGUGAAACUGGACAUUGCUGUAAGGGAGGCACAUGCUGCCAACAUUGAGAUGUACGCGCUGGGAAUCAUUAACAUCAGUGAUCCAACGCAGGCCGAGUUUCUCCAGGAGCUUAAUCUCAUCGCGUCAGACCCUGACAGUGAACACAUGUACUACAUAGAUGACUUCAACACCUUGCCAGCUUUGGAGUCCAAACUAGUCAGUCAGCUCUGUGAGGAUGAAAAUGGAGCACUUAUUUUCAAUCGCAUCAAUGGUUUCCAAAAUGGAUACGGUAUUAACGGAAACCGUAUCAAUGGUAAAGGCAGGUACAAUUACGGGACUGACAUAUCUGAAGGCAACAGAGAGAAAACUGGAACAAACACUGUCACACAAGAAAGUGAGAGGGGUGAUACCUUGGCUCCAACAUUUGGUCCAAACACUGAUGAGGAGGUGCAGAGGUUACCUGUGACCACAGAGACACACACUCCAGAACAAAGCAGCGGCAGAGGAGAUACUCCAAAAUCCAGUGGGACAUCCACACAGAGCAGACCUUCAUCAGGGACAGCAUCAUCAUCCUCAUCAACUGUGAUCACAUCAUCAUCCUCAGUGCAGUAUAUACCAGCUCCACGGCUGCCUUUACCUAAGGAGGUCGUGCCACUUGACCCCCGUUGUGAGCUGCUCCUGGAUCAGGGCCCUUGUCGAGACUAUAACAUCCGCUGGUACUACGACCGGCAGGCGAACGCCUGCGCACAGUUCUGGUAUGGAGGUUGUGGCGGGAACCAGAACCGUUUUGACACAGAAGAAGAUUGCAAGAGGACAUGUGUGGUCAUGAGAGCAGGGGGCUGAAAUCCAGUAUGGAUCAUUUUUGCCACUUGUCCUCAAGUUACACUUCAACAGACCUGCACUGAAAUACACAAAGUAUUUUAAACUAUUUCAUAAGACAUGACAGGACAGAACAUUUAAUAAUCCCAUAAGGAAAACUGUGGUGCAACAGUAGCUACUGUAAUCAACAAAGCACAGCACAGUGAUAUCCAAAAAAAAUACAUAUUUCAAAUGUACAAGAUAUGGACGUUGGAGAUUAUACUAAAUUGUAUAAAGCGCAAUACAGCAGAACACAAUACUACUAUACAUGUACAACACACAUGCAUGUUGGAGUACAAGGGAAAAGAGCAGCUGAAACAAUUACAAAUACAGAUUGUACACAGUAUAUAAAACAUUUAAAGGUUUAACUAAAUGUAUAAAGAAUUGUGCAAAAGAUUAUACAGAUUCUACAUCUUGCCAUAUACUUUCAUAUUUAUUCAUGAUCAACCUCUACCUAUAUAAAAACCAUGGUGCUUUUUUUUAUGAUAUUGUAAGUUUUACAAUAAAUUGUAUGACAGAAACAGUCCAUUUGAGACCAUUUUAAAGGUAGUAGUUCACCCGAAAAUGAAAAUCCUGCCAUAAUUUUGUUUUUAGUGUUAACUCGUAAGCCAUUGUGAACAAGCUUCUCUCAUCUUGUUCAUGAAUGUGCAACGGAUGCCAAGAUUAUUACUGAAAAAUUAUUUGCAUUUAAUUUUUCUCACCAAAACCCAUCGUCUGACUUCAGAAGACUUGGAAUAUAAUUCAUGAGCUGCAUGGGCUACUUUUAUAAUACAUUUGGGUAUUAUUUUUAAAGAGGUCAAAAGGGAUCAUGUCAUGUGGAAUCAAAUUUUCCUUGAUAUUUUGACAUAUAAGAGGUCUUUCUACUAUAAAAACAUACUGUAAAUUCCAGAACUCACAACUUAAUCCCCAAUUAAAUAAAAGUAUUUAUUGAAACCAAGCUGCAAAAACACCUCGUUCUCUUCUUCAGUGACUAUCCUAUGUCACUAGGGGUACAUUAAUUCAUGACCGCCUCUACAGCGAAAAAACACCAACGCCUACUUAAAAUCAUUGCAUCCGCCCACUGGUGCUUCAGUUCGUAAACAUAGAGAGAGCAGGACGGACAGGCCUCACUAUUCCUGAACACCAAAGGGGAUCCAUCACUGAAUUAUAUUUGUAUUAAA
Messenger RNA from Myxocyprinus asiaticus (Chinese sucker), 4772 nucleotides. RefSeq names its product collagen, type XXVIII, alpha 2b (gene col28a2b). Gene Ontology annotation, molecular function: serine-type endopeptidase inhibitor activity. Lineage: Eukaryota; Metazoa; Chordata; Actinopteri; Cypriniformes; Catostomidae. The coding region runs from base 1 to 3597 and encodes 1198 amino acids. The transcript has 35 exons. The record is from RefSeq and is a predicted model, not a curated record.